Cordyceps militaris CM01 is the source of this 1557-nucleotide messenger RNA. Its product is annotated as cystathionine beta-synthase. The transcript has 2 exons. NCBI's taxonomy places the organism in Eukaryota, Fungi, Ascomycota, Sordariomycetes, Hypocreales, Cordycipitaceae. The coding region runs from base 1 to 1557 and encodes 518 amino acids. Gene Ontology annotation, molecular function: cystathionine beta-synthase activity; cysteine synthase activity. Gene Ontology annotation, cellular component: cytoplasm. The record is from RefSeq and is a predicted model, not a curated record.
AUGGCCGACUCCUUCAGCCUCCCCCACGUCGGCCGCCGCCCCGCAACGGUGCUCUCCGCCACUGAGCUCAUCGGCAACACCCCGUUGGUGCGUCUCAACAAGGUGCCCCAGUCGCUAGGCGUCGAGUGCGAGGUCUACGUCAAGGCCGAGCUGUUCAACGCCGGCGGCAGCGUCAAGGACCGCAUCGCCCUCCGCAUGGUCGAAGAGGCCGAGAAGAGCGGUCGCAUCAAGCCCGGCGACACGCUGAUUGAGCCCACCUCGGGCAACACCGGCAUCGGCCUCGCCCUCGUCGGCGCCAUCAAGGGCUACAAGACCAUCAUCACCAUGCCCGAGAAGAUGUCGGCCGAAAAGGUCUCGGUCCUGCGCGCUCUCGGCGCCACCAUCAUCCGCACCCCGAACGAGGCCGCCUGGGACGCGCCCGAGUCGCACAUUGGCGUCGCGCGCCGCCUCGAAAAGGAGAUGCCCAACGCGCACAUCCUCGACCAGUACGGCAACGUCGACAACCCGCGCGCGCACGAGCUCGGCACCGCCGAGGAGAUCUGGGAGCAGACGGGCGGCCGCAUUGACGCCAUCGUCGCCGGCGCCGGCACCGGCGGCACCAUUACUGGCCUCGCCCGUGGCCUCAAGAAGCACAACAAAGACAUCAAGGUCGUCGCCGCCGACCCGCACGGCAGCAUCCUCGCCGUGCCCGAGGCGCUCAACGACGAGCACGCCAACCAGCCGUACAAGGUGGAGGGCAUCGGCUACGACUUCAUCCCCGACGUUCUCGACCGCCCGCUCAUCGACAAGUGGUACAAGACGGACGACCGGGAGUCGUUUGUCCUGGCGCGCCGCCUCAUCGCCGAGGAGGGUCUGCUCGUCGGUGGCAGCUCCGGCUCGGCCAUGGCGGCCAUGCUCAAGGCCGUCAAGGACUACGGCUUCAAAAAGGGCGACGUCGUCGUCGUCGUGCUGCCUGACAGCAUCCGCAGCUACCUGUCCAAGUUUGCCGACGACGACUGGCUGGCGGCCAACAACCUGCUCCCCGUCAACGGUGUCGAGACGUCCUCCGUCGCCGGCAGCACCACCCCCGCCGACCCCUACGCCGGCGCCACCAUUGCCUCGCUACGCCUCAAGCCCGUCACGUCGGUUUCCGCCACGGCCGACUGCUCCGAGGCGGUGGAGACGAUGCGCGACAAAGGCUUUGACCAGCUGCCCGUACUGGCCGCCUCGGGCCGCCUCGUCGGCGUCGUCACGCUCGGCAAUCUUCUGAGCUUCAUCUCCAGCGGCCGCGCCACCGGCCAGACGCAGGUAAAGGACGUAAUGUUUGACUUUGGCCGCAUGGACGAGAUUGUCACGGACCCGCGCCAGACGGCGGGCGGCGCCGCUUCCACGGGCACGAAGCGCAAGUUUGUCGAGAUUACGCUCGACACGUCGCUUAGCUAUCUCAGCAAGUUCUUCGAAUGGAAUAGCGCGGCCGUGGUCACGGAGAAGAGCGCGGAUAACAAGACGCUCGCGAAGCCGGUCGCAGUUGUGACCAAGGUGGACUUGCUCACCUGGAUGGUCAGCAAGAAGCUUUAA